AUGAACGAGCGUGAGGUGGCCGGUAUAUACGACACGCGGUCGCCGCAGCUUGAAACAAUCGUCCGUGUGACCACUAAACAUGAUGAUGAAAAUCUCUCACCUGUGGAGAUAGAGCAAUUAACGGACGAGCCCAUGGAAGUCGAUGAAGACCCUGGUAUGGAUGUGGAGAUGGAUGAGGUGGAUGAGAUGGAACAUGAGCAGAUGGUUAAUCAUCCUCGGAUCCGGUCAUCAGGACCUACACCAGUUGGGCAUGAACUUACUGAACAUUCUCCUCCGCAGCCGGUUUAUGAGGAAGGCUGGUUGGUGUCUUACCUUGAGACAACAUUAUCAAGGAUAUCCAGGUAG
Molecule: messenger RNA, 345 nt
Organism: Peronospora matthiolae
Lineage: Eukaryota; Oomycota; Peronosporomycetes; Peronosporales; Peronosporaceae
Source: the annotation of a GenBank genome assembly